Molecule: messenger RNA, 756 nt
Organism: Hansenula ciferrii
Lineage: Eukaryota; Fungi; Ascomycota; Saccharomycetes; Phaffomycetales; Wickerhamomycetaceae
Gene: CKB2
Product: casein kinase 2 regulatory subunit CKB2
Exons: 1
Coding region: 1-756 (251 amino acids)
Cellular component (GO): protein kinase CK2 complex; cytoplasm
Molecular function (GO): protein kinase regulator activity
Source: RefSeq, a predicted model, not a curated record
AUGUCUAAAGAAGAAGAAUAUACCAGUGAUUCAGGCUCAGAUUUCACAGAAUUUUGGAUUGAUUGGUUCUUAGGAACAAAAGGAAAUGAAUAUUUUGUUGAUAUUGAUGUUGAAUAUAUAACUGAUAAAUUUAAUUUAACAGGUCUUUAUCAAGAAGUUGAAAAAAUACCACAAGUUAUUGAUGUUAUUACAGAUGGAUUAAAAAUAGAAGAAUUAACAGAUGAAGAACGUGAAAUUUUAGAAUUUAAUGCAAGAUUAUUAUAUGGAUUAAUUCAUUCACGUUAUAUAAUAACGGCAAGAGGUUUAACAAAGAUGCUUGAAAAAUAUAAAAAUGCAGAUUUUGGUUAUUGUUCAAGAGUUUUCUGUCAAUUACAACAUUUAUUACCAGUAGGAUUAAGUGAUACUACUGGGGUAAGUGCAGUUAAAUUAUAUUGUCCAAAAUGUGAAGAUUUAUAUAAUCCAAAAUCUUCAAGACAUUCAUUAAUUGAUGGUGCUUUUUUUGGUACAAGUUUCCCAGGAAUGUUUUUACAAGCUUUUCCUCACUUGGUACCACAACAUUCAACUGAAAGAUAUGUUCCAAAGAUAUUUGGAUUUAAUUUACAUGAUUAUUCUAAAAUUGCAAGAUGGCAAGAAUUACAAAGAAUAAAAUUAGAAACUAGUUUAAUAAAUAAAGGUAUAAAUACAAGAAAUGUACCAAAUGGGUUUAAAAUUAAUAAUGAAGAAAAUGAAAUUGAUGAUGAAAUUGAUGGAAAUUAA